Callorhinchus milii (elephant shark) is the source of this 3550-nucleotide messenger RNA. It is a transcript of the gene ints6l, whose product is annotated as integrator complex subunit 6 like. The transcript has 18 exons. Gene Ontology annotation, cellular component: integrator complex. The record is from RefSeq and is a predicted model, not a curated record. Gene Ontology annotation, biological process: snRNA 3'-end processing. The coding region runs from base 54 to 2777 and encodes 907 amino acids. Lineage: Eukaryota; Metazoa; Chordata; Chondrichthyes; Chimaeriformes; Callorhinchidae.
GGGGGGGGAGGGAGGGAGGAGGGCGUUUGGUUUCUUCGCGUAACGAAAAAAAAAUGCCCAUUUUACUCUUUCUGAUAGAUACGUCCGCUUCCAUGAACCAGCGGACUUGUUUGGGUACGACGUAUUUGGACAUAGCCAAAGGCGCGGUUGAGAUUUUCAUGAAGCUGCGAGCCCGAGAUCCUGCGAGUCGGGGCGACAGGUACAUGCUGGUUACGUUCGAUGAGCCGCCAUACGGUAUCAAGGCUGGCUGGAAGGAAAAUCAUGCAACAUUUAUGAACGAGCUGAAAAAUCUUCAAGCUUCGGGCCUCACUACACUAGGGCAAGCUCUGCGGACAUCCUUUGAUUUAUUAAAUCUUAACCGAUUAGUCUCUGGGAUAGAUAAUUAUGGGCAGGGGAGGAAUCCUUUUUUUCUUGAGCCAUCUAUUAUUAUUACCAUGACUGAUGGCAGCAAAAUGACAAAUAAUGCUGGAGUACAAGAAGAGCUUCACUUGCCUCUAAAUUCCCCAUUGCCUGGUAGUGAAUUAACAAAGGAACCAUUUCGAUGGGAUCAAAGAUUGUUUGCACUUGUUUUACGUCUUCCCGGCGCUUCAUCUCUCGAAGCAGACCAACUAGGAAGUGUACCUUCGGAUGAAUCUGCUAUUUCUCAAAUGUGUGAAGUUACAGGAGGUCGAUCUUACUGCGUUCGUACUCAACGGAUGUUAAACCAGUGCCUGGAAUCUUUGGUACAGAAAGUUCAAAGUGGAGUAGUUAUUAAUUUUGAAAAAACUGGACCAGACCCAAUACCUGUAGGAGAAGAUGGUAUUGUUGAGACACCUAGACCCGCUUCUUCAUUUACUCCUCAAGCUUGGCAUAGCUGUCAUAAAUUGAUUUAUGUGCGUCCUAAUCCCAAAACCGGUGUGCCUGUUGGACACUGGCCCAUUCCAGAAUCGUUUUGGCCAGAUCAAAACUCUCCAACACUGCCUCCACGUACUGCUCAUCCUGUAGUAAGAUUUUCCUGUUCGGAUUGUGAACCUAUGGUUAUUGACAAAUUACCCUUUGACAAGUAUGAACUUGAACCUUCACCUUUAACCCAGUACAUACUAGAGCGCAAAUCUCCUCACAAUUGCUGGCAGGUGUUUGUGAGCAGUAGUGGAAAAUACAGUGACCUGGGACACCCGUUUGGUUAUAUUAAGGCCAGCACAACAUUAACCUGUGUAAAUCUCUUUGUUAUGCCUUACAACUAUCCAGUGCUUCUACCACAGCUUGAUGAUUUGUUCAAAGUGCACAAACUGAAGCCAAAUCUAAAGUGGCGCCAAACAUUUGAGAAUUACUUGAAGACUAUGCCUCCUUAUUAUCUAUUGCCAUUGAAAAAAGCACUACGAAUGAUGGGAGCACCCAAUCUGAUUGGUGACAACAGUAUAGAUUGUGGGCUUAGUUACAGCGUCAUUUCUUACCUCAAGAAACUCAGCCAACAGGCCAAAAUAGAGUCGGACCGUAUAAUUGCAUCUGUUGGAAAAAAGACUCCACAGGAGAUGGGAAUUAAAGUUAAAAAUCAAUCUACUGUGUUGUCUCUGGCUCAUCGUAAAGACUUUAAACAGUUGUUGCAAGGAAUCUCAGGUGAAGUGCCAUUGCGACCUAUGGAAUUGAACAUGAAGGAGCUUGCCGGCUUUCAGAUAGCAAUCCUAAACAAGGAAGUUAAACCUCAGACGUACAGAAAUGCUUAUGAUAUUCCCCGCCGGAGCCUCUUAGAUCAGCUAACUAGAAUGAGAUCAAACUUGUUGAAAACAACACAGAGACUGAUUCGUGGGCAAGAUGAAGACUAUCUGCACAGCAUUCCUGUAGCACAAAUGGGUAACUAUCAAGAAUACCUGAAACUCAUGCCUUCACCUCUUCGUGAGAUUGAUCCUGACCAACCCAAACGGCUUCACACAUUUGGCAAUCCUUUUAAACAGGAUAAAAAGGGGAUGAUGAUUGACGAAGCAGAUGAGUUUGUAGCAGGACCACAAAACAAAUUCAAAAGACCUGGAGACCUGAACUCACCAGGAUCGUUGAAGAGAAGACGGAGUAUGUCCCCAUUACUGCGAAGACCACAGACACCACCUAUAAUUAAUCAUGUUGCAGGAAAAGGUUCUCCAAGUUCAGGGACUCAACCACAGCCAAACCUUGUAAAACCUGUCCCGUUGCAUAAAGCUUUAGGUACAAAUAACAUUGCAGCCGUAGAUGGCAGUGGAGAGAAGAAGGUAGAUGAUUCGCAAUCGCUGGAGAAAACAGUUGAUGAUCUGGCACCACAGCCGCAAUCAACAUCAACAUCUGCUUUUACAACAGUUGAAUCCCUGCAGCCCAGUGACUUUCAGUCUAUCCCAGAAGAAGUCAAUCACGUUGAAGAUGUGCUUGAUCAUAAACUAAUGACAAAUGCUCUUAUGAAAGAAUCCAUGGAAUGUCAGAAUGAGACUGAUGAUGAAACUGACAUGGAAGCUGAAGUCAGUUCAGGAAUAUCCUUACCAAACUCUGACAAAGUAUCAAGCAAACUAGUAAUAGAGGGAAACAAUGCUGAACUAAGGGUAAAAUUAAUGAAGGAGAUUCGCAAGCCAGGAAGAAGUGAGUAUUAUAAAAGAAUCUUCAGUUUACUGGAAGAAGUGAAAGGUCCUUUAGAAAUCCAGAGGAGUGUCAUUCAGAGUAUUAUCAAAGAAGCUGCUAGGUUUAAAAGAAGAGUAUUAAUCCAACAAUUAGAAAGGGCACUGGAAGAUAUUGUUUCAAGGUCUCCUUCAGAACAUAUCAACCAUGUCAACAGCAGAUAGUCUAACAUGAUUACUGUGGACCAAAAAACUGUUUGCUUCCGUGUGAUUCUGUGUACCGCGCAUGAACAGCUAGUGGCUACCAGCUUUAUACCAUCUUGUGACUCCAUUGGCAUUAGCUUCUAUCCGAAGAGGAUUUUAUAAGGCGUAACGGUUGCAGGGCUCAAUGAAGAGAAGCUAGAUUCGAGUGGAACCAACAGCCUGACCAACCUUUGCUGUGGGAGGGUGUGAUUAUCUUAAAGAUGAAAGGAAGAGGCCUGCUGAUGCCUUUCCAACAGAUGAUGCCCACGAUUCCUGCUGUUAGCUGAAGUCGUUCAGUUUAAUGUUGUGGAAGCAUAUAUCUGAGGGUUAAGAUACCCUCAGUCCAAAUAUAUGCCAGUUUUUUUGGCAUACAAACCAGGCACUUAAGAGGAGAACAUACAGUUUUAAAAGACGUUGAAUUUGAGGAAGAAACGAUCUACCUCAGACUCACUUCCUGUUUUCAUCUACAGACUUCUUGAAAAUUUACUUGUGGCCAAUUCCUUCCCAGGCCUAGAUUCCAGUUCUGUUUCAGCCUGUGAGGAGGACACUGUUUCUUCAGGUGGACUUGCACUGUGCUUCAGAAGCACUAAAGUGGAUGGAUAUAGCUUCAAAGAGCAUAUUGAACUUUUUAUUGUUCAUACAAGAGAAAUUAUUUUUGGACAGUAUUGUUACAAAAACAUGAAAUUGUCAUAUUUUAAUGUGUAAAAUAACUUUUGUAACUCUUAUCUAUUAAAAAUAAAUACAGUUUAUCAUGG